CCGACUUCACCUCCAACCCAAUCCUCCCCUCCUCAUUCCCAUCCCGAGGCCUCCUCCUCCCAGAUCUCUUCUCUCCCAACUUCUCCUCCGCCACUCGCUCGCCUCCACCUCCACCUCCACCUCCACCUCCGCCGCCAUGGACUCCGUGGCCUCCUGGGGCCUCGCGCCGCUCGACGCCGUCGACCCGGAGAUCCACGACCUGAUCGAGCACGAGAAGCGCCGGCAGUGCCGCGGCAUCGAGCUCAUCGCCUCCGAGAACUUCACUUCCUUCGCCGUCAUUGAGGCCCUCGGUAGCCCUCUCACCAACAAGUACUCCGAGGGCAUGCCCGGCAACCGAUACUAUGGCGGCAACGAGUUCAUCGACGAGAUCGAGAACCUCUGCCGCGCCCGCGCCCUCACCGCUUUCCGCCUCGACCCAGCCCGCUGGGGCGUCAACGUCCAGCCGUACUCAGGCAGCCCCGCCAACUUCGCCGCCUACACCGCCGUCCUCAACCCCCACGACCGCAUCAUGGGCCUUGACCUCCCCUCCGGAGGCCACCUCACCCACGGCUACUACACCUCCGGUGGCAGGAAGAUCUCCGCCACCUCCAUCUACUUUGAGAGCUUGCCUUACAAGGUUAGCCCCGUCACCGGCUACAUCGACUAUGAUAAGCUUGAGGAGAAGGCCCUCGACUUCCGCCCCAAGCUCAUCAUCUGCGGUGGGAGCGCCUACCCGAGAGACUGGGACUAUGCCCGGCUCCGGUCCAUUGCUGACAAGUGCGGCGCCCUCCUGCUCUGCGACAUGGCUCACAUUAGUGGCCUCGUUGCCGCUCAGGAAGCUGCAGACCCAUUUGAAUUCUGUGAUGUGGUCACGACCACCACUCACAAGAGUCUUAGAGGGCCAAGGUCUGGCAUGAUCUUCUACAGGAAGGGCCCUAAGCCUCCCAAGAAGGGCCAGCCAGAAGGUGCAGUAUAUGAUUUUGAAGAUAAGAUCAACUUUGCAGUGUUUCCAUCCCUCCAGGGUGGUCCUCACAAUCACCAAAUUGCUGCUUUGGCUGUGGCCCUGAAACAGACCAUGUCACCUGGGUUCAAGGCCUAUGCCAAGCAGGUCAAGGCCAAUGCUGUUGCUCUUGGAAACUAUCUGAUGAACAAGGGCUACAAGAUCGUGACUGAUGGGACUGAGAACCACCUUGUCCUCUGGGAUCUCCGACCUCUUGGCUUAACUGGAAACAAGGUCGAGAAGCUUUGCGACCUUUGCAACAUUACAGUGAAUAAAAAUGCUGUGUUCGGGGAUAGCAGUGCAUUGUCUCCUGGUGGUGUUCGAAUUGGUACUCCUGCCAUGACUUCAAGGGGUCUGGUUGAGAAGGACUUUGAGCAGAUUGCGGAGUUCCUUCACCAGGCCGUGACCAUUUGCUUGAGCAUUCAGAAAGAGCACGGGAAGCUUCUGAAGGACUUCAACAAGGGUUUAGCGAACAACAAAGAUAUCGAGGACCUCAAAGCAGAGGUUGAGAAGUUUGCAUCUUCCUUUGAAAUGCCUGGUUUUCAAAUGUCUGCGAUGAAGUACAAUGAUUAGGCCUAACAUCAUGAUUGGCACGAUGCUCUGUGCACAUUACAUCGUGCUUUUUUGUUGCGCCAAAUUUGCUUGUUUGUCUUGACGUUACUUCAGCGACUUUUUCUUUUUUAUUGUGUUUUUCUAUUUCUUUUUGGCCCUUUAGAUGUGCCUAUGGAAAAACAACAUAUUUGUUCAACUGCUGGAAGGUAGGUACCUUUUGCUGCAAAGCAUGAGGCACUGAAAACAUAUGAGAGUUGUUUUAUUGAAAUUGCUGUUUAGUGAUUUCUAAGGGGUUCCUGGAAAUAUCGAUCUACUGGAUCUACUACUGAUAUCAUAUAUUAUGCUGUUGUGAUUAUGAAUUAUUAAUGUUGAUCGGUUAUUCA
Phoenix dactylifera (date palm) is the source of this 1914-nucleotide messenger RNA. Its product is annotated as serine hydroxymethyltransferase 4. NCBI's taxonomy places the organism in Eukaryota, Viridiplantae, Streptophyta, Magnoliopsida, Arecales, Arecaceae. Gene Ontology annotation, biological process: tetrahydrofolate interconversion. The record is from RefSeq and is a predicted model, not a curated record. Gene Ontology annotation, molecular function: glycine hydroxymethyltransferase activity; pyridoxal phosphate binding. Gene Ontology annotation, cellular component: mitochondrion; cytoplasm.